CGGCGGGCGCGGGCGGGGCGGUGGCGCGGCGCCGCGGCCGGCCAGGGCGCGGCGGGGGCGCGCGAGCUCGGCGAUGGUGCCGACUUCGAGGAUGACCUGUUCCCCACAGGGUGCACAUCAUCCUGGCCGACGCGCCAGCUUGCAGCCCAGUGGGAGCUUUAUUGUCUUCGCGGCGGUCAGAAGGCGUGGGCCAUGACGGGUGACUGCAACGUCUUCUGGAAUUGGACGGACAGCUCGAAUUGGGAGGAUCGGACGGGGCCAGAGACGGCGCGGUGCGCCUCUGCAGCGAGCAGGCCUCCAAGUUCAAGCGACCUGACUGCCACUUGUUCGACGCCAACGGGGAGAAGUGCCACCCGCUCGACGCCGUGUGGAACCAUUCGCGGGGACGGUACGACUGGGACUUCCUGGAGGGCAAGGACGGCGAGAAGCACGCUGCCCCCGAGCCGCCGGCCCCGUUCACCCCCGUGGAGGUGAUGCCCUGGAAGGAGGCGAAGAAGUUGGCGAGCGACCUUGUAUUAUUCAAACUGUCUGACGAGGACUCGAGAAGGUAUCUCUGCUUCAUGGAACCGACGGCAGCGGCGGACGCCACCACUAUCCAAUGCGGAUGUGGGCGAGACGGGGGGCAUCGCUGCUCACGGGAUCCCGGUGCUGCGCAUGCAGGAUGCUGGGCGGCGCAUGCCCCGGCGAGGAGGGCACCACCACCCAGUGGCCCAGCAUGCUCGCGCUGGCGGCCACGUGGGACGAGGAGCUGGUCGAGAGCGUCGGCCAGGCGGUCGGGCGCGAGUUCCGCGGCAAGGGCGCCAACGCGCUCCUGGGGCCCGACCUGAACGUGGUGCGCAGCCCGCGGGGGGGCCGGAAUUUCGACUUCCUGCCCGGCGAGGAGAGACCCCCACUUGGGCGCGCGCCUGGCUCCGCGCUACAUCCGCGGCGUGCAGAGCCAGGGGGUGAUGGCCGUGGCCAAGGGCUUCGCCUUCGCGGGGCAGGAGCGCGGGAAAAGCAGCAUGGACGCAGCGGUGGACUCGCAGACUGCUUGGGAGGACGUCCACUACCCCCCGUUUGUUGCGGCCGUCGACGCCGGCGUGUCCGCGAUCAUGUGCGCGGGGAACAAGGUGGAUGGCGACUACGCGUGCGAGAAUGCAAACCUCCUGAAGCGCGACCUCAAAGAGGCCAUGGGCUUCGAGGGCUUCGUGAUGUCCAGCUGGCUUGGCACCCGCAGCGCCGAGGCUAUCGAUGCAGGGCUGGAUAUGGAGAUGCCCACGGCGCGGUGGUUCACCGAAGAGCACCUUCUAGGGGGUGAUGACGGUGACCAUAGCAUGAGCGUGAAUGAGGACCUUUUUGCUGCCGUCCGAGUGGUGGCCUCGAUCUACCACGCCCGCCUGCACGAGCAGCGGCAGUGCGAGGCACCCUGCGGCGCGGAGCGGCGGUCCAACCAGCGCGGCAGCCAAGGCUUCGCUCACAUGGAUGUCGCGUUGGAUGCCGCCCGGAAGUCCAUAGUCCUGCUCAAGAACGACGGAGGGGAGAUCGGGCAUUCUGCCGCUCCGCUCCGCGGAGAUCGGCACCAUAGCCGUGCUCGGGUGGGCGGCGGGCGCUCACGACGUGAAGAACUUCGCCCUGGGCAGCCCUUACGGAGGGAGGGGCGGCGGCGGGUCCAGCCACGUCGUGUCCCCCGAGCUGCUCACGCCGCUGAUGUCGGCGAAGGUCCACGGGCUGAUCAACGGGACGAAGGUGUUGCACUACGGCGGGUUUGACAUGUCCGAGGCCAAAAGUAUUGCGUCGCAGGCCGACGUGGUGAUCGUCUUCGCCGCCGCUCUGUCGAGGAUGGGAGGGAGCCGACCGUCCUCAUCUCAAUUUGGGCUGGGGCGCCGAUCACCUGAUCGAGUCCGUGGCGCCGCUGAAGCCCACGGUGGUGCUGAUGCAAGCUCCUGGACCGGCGCCGUGUUGACACCGUGGCGGGACCGGGUCUCCGCCGUUGCCACCAUGUUCUUGGGGGGCGAGAAGACCGCCGACGCUUGGACGGACGUGAUCUUCGGAGGGGGGAAGUGGCGCCCACUGGUAAGCUACCCAUCACAUUUCCCGCCAGCGAGACCGACGUGUUGGACUCAGAGGCUGCAUUUCCAUUCGGCCACGGCUUGACCUACACGACGUUCGAACACCGACGACCUCAGCUACUGAAUCCUAGCGAUUGUGAGGUGCUGCGGCUCCUGGUGCCCGUGCACAACACCGGGGCAUUCGACGGCGAGAGCGUGGUGCAGGCUUAUGUCAACUUCACGGGUUCGGAGAGGUCACUACCGCUGAUGCUCAAAGGCUUCAUCCGUACUGGCAAUAUCUCCAAGUCCAAGGUCCACGAAGUCUUGAUUAGUUUCACGGAGCGUGACGUCUCAUUGUUCAAAGCCGACGUCGGGUUCGUGCAGGAAGUCGACAUUCGAGGUGCACCUGGGCGCUUCCAGCGCCGACAUAGCGCACGUCGUCCUCGUGGACGGCGGCUCCGCGUCGCUCGUGGCCGAGGGCGGGAAGGCAAUCGACCCCGUCGAUUUGGAGAUGUCGAACAGUAAUAUGUACAACACUUCAGGGUCGCAUCAUUGCAAUGGGACGGACCACCAUAAGGCCGCAGCGCCAUGGGAACAAUUGGCUGGGACGAUCGGAGAUCUAAUCCACAAAGUAGUUCCAAGGUGAAUCCGCUUUAGUUGUUUAUGCAUUUGGCGCAAAGGCGAAUAUCGCACAAAAGAGCUGCUUGUGGUUACCAAAUCUCGCUGACCAAGUAUGACUGGCACGUUUCCGUAGGGGGCCUGUCUUUUCCGCGAGUAAGUUUUCACCAGCAGCAUUGUGCAUUUUAAAUACGUACUUGCUUGAAUUUGCAAACAAGGUUGCACUUGAUAGUCGUGGCGCGAGAUGUAGGAUGUAGCACGAUGGCUCUAUUGUCAUGUAGCGAGCCGUCGUGUGACAGACAAUGCACGGCCGUUCUUGCGCUUGGCAUCAUGUGGAUUCGUGUUUCUUUGGCUCUCUUUCUCUCUCUCUCUCUCUCUCUCUCGUUCCUUCCCUCUCCGCCCCCCUCUAGUCUCGUAGUAGCUCGAACAGUUGCAGAUCGAGGCAUCACCUGUUCGCGUCAAUUCGCUGUCGCCCCGGAGCCGCGAACGUGGCCAGGGAAUGUCGUAGAGCGUGAGACUGGGGAGCAGCUGGCGGGGGACAGCGAAGAGCCACGCCGGCAGCUCGCAAGGAUGGCGCUGUGGGAGCAAUGGUUACCACCCUCGGAGCCUGUGGACUUGCUCCGGCUGGCACGCAGGGAACCCGCCUUGACAGCUGCGCGGCUGGACACGCGGGCAGUGGGCACAAAAAG
This is a messenger RNA of Prorocentrum cordatum, 3334 nucleotides long. Lineage: Eukaryota; Dinophyceae; Prorocentrales; Prorocentraceae. The record is from the annotation of a GenBank genome assembly.